GCUUUGCGCGCCUGCGCGUUCACCAUCAUGGCAGACGAGCUGACGCAGGAGGUGCAGUCAACAGCUGCAGAAAUGAAGAAUUUACCGAACGGAGAUUCUCACCCACCGAAAGAAGACGCGGAUCCGGUUGACGAAAGCGGGAAGAAGAAGAAGAAAAAGAAGAAGAAGACGAAAGCAGGAGCCACAGGAAACCAUGAGGAUGACGGAGAGAAUGACAUCACCAAAGUGACAAAACAAAUGCAGCAGCAAACUAUAGAAGACCAAGAGAAGGAAGAUGAAGCUGAGGAUGAUGGUGAGGAAGGAGACUCUUCUGGAAAGAAAAAGAAGAAGAAGAACAAGAAAAAGAAAGGCCCCAAAGCUCAAACGGAUCCUCCAUCCAUCCCUAUCUGUGAGCUUUAUCCUGGUGGAGUUUAUCCCAAGGGCCAAGAAUGUGAUUAUCCACCUGUACAAGAUGGACGCAGCGCUGUGUGGCGGACCAGCAGUGAGGAGAGAAAGUUUUUGGAUCAGGCUAAUGAAGACAUGUGGAAUGACUUCAGACAGGCUGCGGAGGCUCACCGGCAGGUCAGGAAAUACGUCAUGAGCUGGAUCAAACCAGGCAUGACCAUGAUCGAAAUCUGCGAGAAGCUUGAGGAUUGUUCCAGAAAAUUAAUCAAGGAAAACGGUCUAAACGCCGGUUUGGCUUUUCCGACCGGCUGCUCGCUGAACAACUGUGCUGCUCACUACACGCCUAACGCAGGAGAUCCUACCGUCCUUCAGUAUGAUGACGUCUGCAAGAUCGACUUCGGCACGCACAUUAACGGUCGAAUCAUCGACUGCGCCUUUACCGUCACCUUUAACCCAAAGUACGAUAAACUGCUGGAAGCCGUUAAAGAUGCAACAAAUACCGGAAUUAAGUGUGCCGGGAUUGACGUUCGUUUAUGUGACAUUGGAGAAUCUAUUCAGGAGGUUAUGGAGUCUUAUGAAGUGGAGCUUGAUGGAAAAACGUAUCAAGUUAAACCCAUUAGAAAUCUCAACGGCCACUCUAUCGGCCAGUACAGAAUACACGCGGGCAAGACGGUGCCCAUUGUGAAAGGAGGUGAAGCCACCAGAAUGGAGGAGGGUGAGGUCUACGCCAUCGAGACAUUCGGUAGCACUGGGAAAGGAAUGGUUCAUGACGACAUGGAGUGUUCACAUUACAUGAAAAACUUUGAAGUCGGUCACGUGCCAAUAAGACUUCCUAGAGCCAAACAUUUGCUGAAUGUUGUGAACGAGAACUUCGGCACGCUCGCCUUCUGCCGCCGCUGGCUGGACCGCCGUGGCGAGACCAAGUAUUUAAUGGCACUGAAGAACCUCUGUGACCUGGGCAUCAUCGACCCGUACCCACCUCUGUGCGACACCAAAGGAUGCUACACGGCCCAGUUUGAACACACCAUCCUGUUGAGACCCAGCUGUAAAGAGGUGGUGAGCCGGGGCGACGAUUACUAGACAUCUGCUUCACCAGUUUUUAAGUCUCUCUUAUGCUUUCUUGUCACACGAGUAUUUGCUGGGUAAAGAUCUGAAAAAGCUGUGCCUUCUUAUUUUUAACAUGCUAGUAUUUGAUUGUAUAAAAGAUGGUUCUGAUGGUGAUGAAGAUGUCCACUUGUUUAGGCACAGAUGUGUGAAGUGCUCGACGGCCAUUUUGUAAACAUCUGGUGCACUUUUGAUUGAUAUGAUCUUGGGGAAAUGUCAACCAUUGUAUGGAUUAGGUAUUUCAGGUCUUUGCGUGUCUUUUUGUAUACAGAAAGCUUGUUCAGUCUUGUUCAAGGAGUUAUGAUAAUUUUUUUUUUUUUUUAAUCAAACGCUGUUUCUGACUUUCAGUUUCGAUCACAUGUUUAGACUGAAAUAGACUGAAGUAAAUAUUUCUUAACACAAACAUGGACUUUAUCGUAACACAGACCCGAUAAUAAACAAGUAAUCGUUCAAACACAUGCUUUACUCAUUCUGAUAAGAGCGGGCACUGAUGAUGAUGAUGGUGAUGAUGUAUAAACAUCUGUGUUUUGGCUAGCUUGGUUUCAGGUAAAGCCUAUUUGAGAUCAUAUUUCUCAGAAUGAAGCACAAUGUAGUGUUUUAUUUUGAAGCUUAAAUAAAAUUUAUAAGAAAA
Misgurnus anguillicaudatus (oriental weatherfish) is the source of this 2119-nucleotide messenger RNA. The record is from RefSeq and is a predicted model, not a curated record. Lineage: Eukaryota; Metazoa; Chordata; Actinopteri; Cypriniformes; Cobitidae.